AUGCAUCUCCUUGCGAUUCUGCUUUGGGCGCUCUGGUCGGCGGGGUUGGCCGAGAACUCGCAUGAUUACGAACUCAUGUAUGUGAACUUGGACAACGAAAUAGACAAUGGACUGCAUCCCACCGACGACCCCACGCCGUGCGACUGCGGUGCGGAGCACUCCGAGUGGGACAAGCUCUUCAUCAUGCUGGAGAACUCGCAGAUGCGGGAGAGCAUGCUGCUGCAGGCGACCGACGACCUGCUGCGCGGCGAGCUGCAGAGGCUGCGGGCCGAGAUGGGCCGGCUGGCGGGCAGCCUGGCCCGGCCGUGCGCACCGGCAGAGCCGACGGUGACCAGGCUGGCCGAGGCGCUGGCCGAACUGCUGCCGGCCAGCCGCGCCGCGGACCGCAGGCUGGCGCUCCUGGAGCACGCAGAGGCGCAGCGGCGGGAGGAAGCGGAGCGCGCCCUGGAGGAGCUGCGGCGGGCGCGGGCAGAGCUGCACGCCGUGCAGGGCUGGGCGGCCGCGCGCUGGCUGCCGGCAGGUUGUGAAACAGCAAUCUUAUUUCCCAUGCGUUCCAAGAAGAUUUUUGGAAGCGUGCACCCAGUGAGAUCCAUGAAACUCGAGUCUUUUAGCGCUUGCAUUUGGGUCAAAGCCACAGAUGUAUUAAACAAAACCAUCCUGUUUUCCUAUGGCACCAAAAGGAACCCCUAUGAGAUCCAGCUGUAUCUCAGCUAUCAGUCCAUAAUGUUUGUGGUGGGUGGAGAGGAGAACAAACUGGUUGCUGACACUGUGGUCUCCCUGGGAAGGUGGACCCACCUGUGCAGCACCUGGAAUUCAGCGAAAGGGAGCAUGACCUUGUGGAUGAACGGGGAACUGGUGGCUACCGCUGUCCACACGGUCCCAGGGCACGUGGUUCCAGAGGGAGGAAUCCUGCAGAUCGGCCAAGAAAAGAAUGGCUGCUGUGUCGGUGGGGGCUUUGAUGAAGCACUGUCCUUCUCUGGAAGACUCACAGGUUUCAAUAUCUGGGAUCGUGUUCUGAGCAAUGAGGAGAUCAGAGAGAGUGGAGGAGCAGAGUCCUGCCACAUCCGGGGUAACGUUGUUGGGUGGGGCGUCACAGAGAUUCAGCCACAUGGCGGAGCCCAGUAUGUUUCCUAA
Molecule: messenger RNA, 1134 nt
Organism: Ochotona curzoniae (black-lipped pika)
Lineage: Eukaryota; Metazoa; Chordata; Mammalia; Lagomorpha; Ochotonidae
Gene: PTX3
Product: pentraxin 3
Exons: 3
Coding region: 1-1134 (377 amino acids)
Biological process (GO): innate immune response
Molecular function (GO): complement component C1q complex binding
Source: RefSeq, a predicted model, not a curated record